Messenger RNA from Zootoca vivipara (common lizard), 9809 nucleotides. NCBI's taxonomy places the organism in Eukaryota, Metazoa, Chordata, Lepidosauria, Squamata, Lacertidae. The record is from RefSeq and is a predicted model, not a curated record.
CAGCUGAGCGGCCGAGCGACAGUCCAGGCACAAGGAGGAAGGAGAGAAGACAACAGCCAGAACUAAACAACUGGGGCAAAAGCAAGGGGGAAAGGAAGGAAAGAAGGAACGAAGAUGGGGGCGUGGCACUAUCAGCAACAGCAGGAAUAAACCUGAGGGGGGGACCACACCGACACCCCCCCCCCAUAAAAGGUGAGCGCCGCAGAGGACAAUUGCCAGCACGAAAACAGCCCUAGAAAGUUGCUUCGUAAGUAACGGGUUUCCGAUGUGCAAGCCACUUCCGUGCUGGGAAGUGGCGUCUCCUGAGAAGAGGACCACAGAGAGGAAAGCUGGGAAAGGCUGUGUUUGUCUCUAAGUCAAUGUGGAGCCGCCUUCCAGACGUUGCUGGGUUCUCCAACUUCCACCAGCCCCAGAUGAGCAGGGAGGAUGCAAGCUGGAUGCCAGCAACACCUGGAGGGCCCCUUGAGAGCUGCUGCCAGUCAGAGGAGACAACGCUUGGCCGGUUGAAGACCUCGCAACGGCCCGUCUCAGCAGAAGGCGGCUUCACCAGGUGUAAAUUCCCACAUGUGCAGCCAGGUGUGGGUCCAGGUGUGGGUCUGGCUGCGUUUCCUCAGAGCCACAUCCGGCAUGGUUUGCACAGAUCGGCCUUGUGUAGUUUGGUGUGUUGUUUACACAGCUAGGCAGCAUGGGGUGGGAUAGGAUAAGCUGGCUUGGGAAUGUGGCGUGCGUGGUUUUUAUGGACUGCUAUUUUAAUGGGUUGUCACGGAUUCUUAUUUGCAGCGCAAAUAAGGGGCGUAUAAACCACCUAAAUAAAUAAGCCUAACACCCUCCGGUAGGUCGUGUGUAAACGGUUGUGUAUGCUGGCCUUUCGCCAUGGGCCAAAAACUAAACUUGACAGUGUGGUGUUGUUGACCGUGACCCGGUCCUGAUCCAAAUCUGGAGGGUAGGACUCGAACCAACGGCUUCGAGUUACGAGGAAGGAGUUUCUGACUAAACACCAGGGAAAACUUUCUGACAGCAAGAUCUGUUUGACAGUGAACAGGACCCACCCCACCCCCCUCAGAAGGUGGCGGACUCUCCUUCUUUGGAGGUUUUUAAGCAGAGUUUGGCUGGCCAUCUAUCUGGCAUGGAUGUUUUUGCUGAGAUUCCUGCAUUGCAGGGGGUUGGACUAGACCCUCGAGGUCCCUUCCGACACUACGAUUUUAUGAUUCUAUGGAUCGGGCCUCCUCCUUACACCUGCUGAUUUGCCAUGGGAGGAGAAGCCCCGAGGGAAGCCUAGAAGCUCCGUUCACCAGCCUCUGAGGGGACUGUCAAGGGCAGGGGGUUCCCAAACCCCCAAACUAAGGCCCAGGGGCCGGAUGCGGCCCAAUCGCCUUCUAAAUCCAGUCCGUGGAUGGUCCAGGAAUCAGCAUGUUUUUACCUGAGCAGAAUGUGUCCUUUUAUUUAAAAUGGGUUAUUUAUGGGGCCUACCUGGUGUUUUUACAUGAGUGUAGAAUGUGUCCUUUUAUGUAAAAUGCAUCUCUGGGUUAUUUGUGGGGCAUAGGAAUUCGUUCAUAUUUUUUUUUCAAAAUACAGUCCGGCCCCCCACAAGGUCUGAGGGACAGUGGACCGGCCCCCUGCUGAAAAAGUUUGCUGACCCCUGUGGACAAGGGCCUGGAAGAAAUGUGGGGCAGCCUCUCUCCUGUACCCCCCCCCAUCUUCCUUGGGGCUUCUUAAGGACCUGUCUGCCCUGAGGGAAGGCAGAAGCCCAGGCCAGGGGGAGGAAUUCAUCAUAGUGUUAAGCUUGUUCCAUCAGCGCAAGCUUGCUAGCCGGAACCAUCGACCCUGAGCCAAGUUGGGGGGCAGGGGGUGCACAAGGCCAGAGAGGGGGCAAGAAGCCCCAUGGCACCAGCAGAAGUCCUUGGUUGAAUGCAGGCCUGCACUUAUGUUGGCCUGAGAACGUUCUGCAGCAUCUGUUCAUUCUAAUGUUUGGCUUGGCAGUGCAGUAAAUAAAGAUUUGCAACCAGUUCCCCCACUAUUGCCUGCCCAUUGGUCAUUUGUUAAAAAACAACAGCAGCAGCAGCAAGGGGCAAACCAUGUCAACAGCAACUCGGUCUAGUUUGGCCUGCAGGGAGUGUCCUCUCUGGGUAGGAAUGUGUCAUGUGCGAGGAAGCCCUUUGGAGAAUGAGGAUUGGCCAUGUUUAGAAUUUAGAAAUCCUGGCAGCUUGAGCGGAACGUCCCCUUGAGGCUGCAAAAAUAUUCCUCCCUCCUACUCCCAAAGGGACCUUCUUGGUGUUGUUGAUGAGGGCCAAACAACUCUUGAGCACAGACCCUCCAAGUGCCCCUAUUUUCCAGGGACGUCCCUGAUUUAGAGAAGCUGUCCCGGUUUCUGAUUUGAUCCCAGAAUGUCCCGCUUUUCUUUCGACGUCCCAAUUUUCAUUGGAGAAUUAUUGGAGGGUAUGGAGUUAUCCGACCCCCCCAAGCCGCCUGAAGGCAAUCCUGUAUAGGGAAGUUUUACUUCUUUAAAUGUUUAAUGUUUUAUUAUGUAUUUAAUAUGUGUUGGAAGCCGCCCAGAGUGGCUGGGUCAACCCGGUAAGAUGUGUGGGGUAUAAAUAGUAAAAUGAGGCCUUCUGAAUGCAAGGCAUGUAUUUUUAAAAACGGCACAGUUCACACACUGAAGGGAAGUAUCAGCAGGUUUGGGGAAACCCCCCGAGGUUUGCAGAAAGAAGUGGACCAGAUCUUUAGAGGAAAAAAACUCUAAGGGGAGACCCCCACCAAGAGUCUGGUGAUUUCGUGGGCAUACAAUGCAGAUUAGGGCCACACCUGCGGCUAAUCAUUAAAUCAGUAUUGCACCACUUUAAGCAGUCAUGGCUUCCCCCAAAGGAGCCUGGGAACUGUAGUUUGUUAAAGGUACUGAGAGACUUGUUGGAACGCCCCUAUUCCCCUCACAGAGCUACAAUAUCCAGAAAUUCCCUGGGAAGAGGAAUUGAUUCCUAAAGCGCUCUGGGAAUUGUAGCUCCGUGAAGGGGAAAAGGGUCUUGUAACAACUUUCUCGGCACUUUUAACAAACUACGAUUCCCAGGAAUGUUCCAGUGGUGUAAAAGUGGACUUUGUGUGCGUGUACAUGUAUGGGGGACAGGGACAAAAAAACAAUGAUGUGGGGUGGGAAGACAGAAGUGAAUACCUUAAGGAGCAUCUCAAACCCCAGUGUUCAGCCUGGAUACUGAGGUUCUCCUCCAAGGGCCUUCUGGUGGUUCCCUCACUGCGAGAAGUGAGGUUACACAGGGAACCAGGCAGAGGGCCUUCUCAGUAGUGGCUCCCGCCCUGUGGAACGCCCUCCCUACAGAUGUCAAGGAAAUAAACAACUAUCUGACUUUUAGCAGACAUCUGAAGGCAACCCUGUAUUGGGAAGUUUUUAAUGUCUGAUGUUUUGGGUGUUUUUUAUAUGUUGUUGGAACUCUGAAUAUGAGCUCUCCAUACUGCAACAUUUUGUUGCAGGACCCAAUUGUACUUUACACCCCUCAGCCACACACAGCCACUUCUUUAGAUAAACAGAUUGCAGGGGUGGGGGAUGGGGAGCAGGUGGGAGCGCCUGACAGGCACCAGCGGGGACGUGAACUUUGUACAUUCCCAGAAACCCUCUUUUCUUUACCAUUAUGCCUUGUGUUUCCACAGCUAUGUCCUUGGUAUUUAAAAAAAGGAAACUUUGGGGAGGGUUUGAUAAAGAAAACGGUGCUCGUGGCAACUUUCAGACUUGGGUGGAAAGCGGAAUUUAUCUGCAGGUGUAGUAACUCGCCAUGGCGGGUUUGAAAUCCCCCUUUCAAAACGACUGUGGGGCCCUCUUCUCUUUUUCAGCCGGCCACCUAGGUUAGGGGGCUGAGCCUGCGUGAGAUUUAUUCCUGUGACACAGACCAAGCUCUGUGACUCAGCCCAGAAUUUGGAGAAGAAACUGAAAACAACAACCUCCCCUCCCCGCUGCAGGCCCAUGACUUGACAUGUUUUGCCUGACCACAGGGAGGGGAGAAGUCUAGUCUGGUGGGGGGGGGGCGACAAGACCAGAGGUACCUCCUGCUCUUUUGGUCCCUAUCCUCGUCCCUGCCAAGUUUUACAAGGAGCAGCAUUGAAGCCACAGAGGAACAGGCAGCUGACAGCCAGGGCCACCCUCUGGGCCUGAUACAAGUGAGAAAGCAGGCAAGGUAGGGGCAGGCUGAGUGACAUCCCACCCCUUGCCCCGUGGAGGGGAGACGUAGCUGGAAAGGAGAGGUGCCGUAACAGAAUAAGGGGGAAGGGAGGGGAGGCGCCACCUGGCUUUCCCAAUCAAGGCUCCUGUGCCCCUAAGAGCUGCGUGGCAGGCAGAAAUUCAAAAGGGGAAGCUUAUUCCCGCCCAUGCAUUUACGUGCCAGGUUCUGCUCAUCAUGCAGUUCUUAAAAGGCGCAGGAGCACAGCAGGGGGGGGGAGUUGGCAACCCUAAAUUGGAGUUCAUUUUUGCUGCUAACGAUGCGGCUUUCGGUGCCGAUCUUGGUUGCCUUUUCUAUUGGAUCUUAAUCUAUCAUGCUUUGUUUUGAUAUUGUGACACGUCACCCCAAUCUCCACGAGCAGGGUGAUAUUCCUGCGGCUCCAGGGUUUGUUGUUCCUUUUGGGCAUGAGGCACGGCAGAGACCAUGGUGUUUUUAUUAUGAUAUAUGGUUUUAUUGACACGUAUAAACAACCUGAGCCUAGGUUGAGGGACUGAAGAGCACCCGCAUACCAGGAGGGUCUGGCUUACCCCUUAAGGGCAGCAAAAAAGGCCUCCUCUCUUAGUUCUAGCUGGUCAUCCCCAGCAAACUCAGAGAUCUGCCCCUCCUUUUCCGACUCCAAAGACCCAGUCGUGACCUUUGCAUCUGCUCUCCAGCACCCAGCAAAUAAGGACCCCCCCCUUUGCCUGGCAACCUUGCCCUCUUGAUAGGCCUCCACUGCCCUUUGUCCCCUACUGAUGGCCUAUCCAGCUAGCUCUGUCCAGAUGGCUUGGCUCAUGAGUGUAACUAAAUCCUGUGGAUUUCCAUGUUCGGCAAAGUUUAAUCAAAUCUUGAUUAAUUUUAACUUUUACCACAUUUAUGGGCAUCUAGCACCUCCCUUUCUUUCUUUCUUUUUCAGAAUAAAUUUUUAUUGGUUUUUAUCCUUUGCAAUUUUAUAUACAAUAUAAUUCAAAUGUAUACAAAAUAUAGCUUUGCCAAGCUCUGACUUCCCUCCGUCUCCCCAGCAGGUAAAUUAGACUUCAUACACUCUAGCAUUUUCUAAAUUUUCCACCAUAUCCGAGAUAUAGGAUUUAUCCCAACCCCGCUAAUGUUUUCAUCCCUUUAUAAUUUUCUUUUACAUAUUCAACAUAUUUACUCCACUCCUUUUGAAAUCUCAAAUCAUCCUGAUCGCAAAUUCUGCAGGUCAGUUUGGCCAUUUCCAUCUAGCACCUCCCUUUCGAACUCAUAACAAUAUUUUGCUCUCUUUGAUGUUUUAUGAGAGUUUCUUUAUUUUUAUUGGGCAUGCAUGGGAGUGAUUUAACUGAGGGCUGCAGUAUUUCAAAAAGUGAAAAUCCAGACAGAAAUGCUUUUUGAGCUUUUAAUUUGGCAAAGUUGUUGAGCUUUUUUUUACACAUUCUCCAAAAAAGGGAAAGUUUCUGAGCUAAGGAAAUUCGCCUAAAGCCAACACUUUUUGAAAUAAAACCCAACCUGUGCAGCAGCAAACUACAGUGGUGCCUCGCAAGACAAAAGUAAUUCGUUCUGCAAGUCGCUUCGUCUAGCGAUAAACGGUUUGCCGUCGGGGGGGGGGGUCCCGCCGAAAAACGUCGUCUUGCGAAGCACGGCCAUAGAAAACUGUCUUGCGAGUCACCAAAAACAUCACAAAACGCUUUCGUCUUGCGAGCUUUUCAUCGCGCGAGGCAUUCGUCUUGCGAGGUACCACUGUACCGCGAUAAGAUGCAGGAGCAGGCAAGGCCACAUUUCCCAGGUCAGUUGGCUCCCCUACUUUAAUUCUUUCCCAGCCUUUCCCAGAGGUACCUGGUAUGCAUGGGACCAACCCGCCUAAGAUGGAAGACAGCGAGACAGACAAUAAGUGUAGCCAAUGGUGGUCCAAGCAAGAAUCACAGAAAUUCAAAGAAUCACAGAAUUGCAGAGUUGGGGGAGUCUUGUGCCUAUCACUGUCGUCUUGCCUGCUGAGUUCUACAACGGAAAACACUAAGGAACUGGAGGAGGAGGAAGAGGAGGAGGAGGAGGAGGAAUCUGACAGACCAAGCCACACCUCAGCCUGGUGGUCAGAAGGCAAGCAGGGGCAGGCUGCCCUCGGUGGGCACUGCCCUGCUUGCCCUCACGGCCCAGUUUCUGCUCUGACCCUCCCCUUCCUUCUAUUGUCUCCCAGCUGUCCAAAUUUAGCUUUAAACUCUUCAGAUCAAGGAGCUAUUGUUUGGGGGGAAAUGAGAAGGCGGGGAAAGAGGGUGUUUAUGCUAACAUAUAAAAAUGUUGUGCAAGUUGAUGGCACGUUGAUGAUGGAUUAACUGGGUUCAGUUAAUGCAUUCAGUGGCACUCAGCAAUGUUUCUGAAUACCAGUUGCUGGAAAUUGCAGAAGGGGAGAGGGCUCUUGUGCUCGGGUUCCUUCUUGCAGGUUCCCCCAAAAGGCCCCCGGUUGGCCACCGUGAGAACAGGAUGCUGGACGAGGUGGGCCGUGGGCCUGAUCCAGCAAUGCUUUUAGAAUCGUAGAGUUAGAAGGAACCCUGAGGAUAUUCUGGUCCAACCCCCUGCAAUGUAGAAAUAUGCCACUGUCCCAUACGCAGAUUGAACCUGCAAUCUUGAUAUUAUUAGCACCAUGCUGAUACCAACUGAGCUAUCUUCUUCAUAUACAGGCGAAACUCGGAAAAUUAGAAUAUCGUCAAAAAGUGCAUUUAUUUCAGUAAUGCAACUUAUUAUUAUUUAUUUUUUCUUUUAAUUUUUACAAAUGAUUUCUUUUGGAAAUUCCACAGUAAUAAAACAAAUAGUUACAAUAAUACAAAAAGGAACAAAAAUAAACAUCGCUAUUACAUUUCAUUAAUUACAUUCCAUUCAUAGUUGACCCACCUAACGACAAAUAAUUACAAUUGCAACAAAUAAAGGCUUGACAUAUCUUGCUUUGCAUGUCAUGCAUCUAUCUCAUAUAUUGGUUUUACCUUUUAAGUUGCAUUACUGAAAUAAAUGCACUUUCGACGAUAUUCUACUUUUCUGAAUUUCACCUGUAUAUAUGACUGUCUCCAACAAUAUUUCAAAGCAUUUAUCAUCAUAUAAUUAUUUUUUUAGCAUACAAAGUUUCUUCUUGACUUCCCACCCCUCCUUUCCUGAUGUUUGUUUUUUAUUCCUUUUUAAGAGCUAUUUUCUUCGGUUCUUAUGAAUUGACUGGGCUCAGAGACUAGAGAUUUAGCUGGAGCAUAUUUUUUCUUCUCCAAACACCCAGCCAUUCUUCAGAAAGCAGGAACUGCUACAUUCUGGGAUGAGACUUUGGGGGGGCAAGGGAACUGCUUAUCUCCUUUAUUCUCUGUUGCCCAGGACAAGGGGGGAAGCGAUUUCUCUGCAUAUUCGGCCACAAGAGUCUUCGGCCAGCAGGCAGAGAGUAAACCAAAAGAAGGAUGCAGGAAAUGGAUGUGAUAGUGGAAGAAGAGAUGCAACUGGAUGUCAGUGCAACAGCCACAGAAGAACAGCAGAUCCAGGCCUCCUCUCAAGAUGACCUCAGCCUCCUGCCAAACCCGGGUGCUCUUUUGCAUCCAAAGCAGAGAACACGGCAGACGGAUCCUGCGCGGCCCUGGAGGUCCCUGCCAGCCACCCCUACGGGGGAGAUGGAGAAAGACCAGAUGGUCUUCUUCUCUUCGCUGACCUCUCUCCAAGCGGAGGAGUUUUUUGACAUGGUGGCUAAAGUCCAGGCCCGGAGGCUUGAUGACCAGCGGGCUGAUUUUGAGGAGGGCGCAGAAAUGUGUGCGGGCAACUUGAGGGUCUCUGAAGAUAGGCUCUACGACACUAUCUUGGCGCAUCAGAGCCAGCGUCUCGAAGACCAGCGCACAGAGCCCCCCAUCCCAGUAGGAAUUCAGGGCCUGCUGGAUUUGCUGCUCAAAGCCCAAGGCACCCGGAUGGAAGACCAGCGUUCAGCUCUCCCUCCUGGCCUCGGUGGGCCGUCCUUGCUGGGGCCACACACUUCCUUCCCCAUGCAGUGCCUGAGUCCCCCGGCAGACUCCUCCCUCCAACAGAUGUGGUUCUAGUGACUCGAGACACAUUGCGCCGAAAGACAGAAUCCUUGCGAGGCCUAAACUAAGCAAGGCAGCGUGGACUGAGAAAUCGAGAUGGGCCGCUUCGAAAAAGUUUCAUACUGUGAAGGUAUCCUGUGUUGUAGAAAAAAAGAGGGUGGGUGCAAAACUCUCCAAAUGCAGCACCCUAUUUGAUUCCCGGCUAAGCUUUCUGUCCUCAACAAUUUAUGGCGUUUCCUUCUAACCCAUCUACGAGCAAAAUGGCCUGAACUGGUGGCAGAAGCAGUAGUGUGAUAUGUUUAUUGGGAGCCAUGGAAAGUCGGAAAGUUUCUGAGUCUGCUCUUAAUCUCAGGGUUGUGGGUUCGAGCCCCACAUUGGGCAAAAAGUUCCUGCAUUGCAGGGGGUUGGACUAGAUGAUCCUUGGGUUCCCUUCCAAAACUCUAUGACUCUAUGGUUCUACCUCUUCCUCAGGUGGGCAGAGAAAAGGGGGGGAGAGACCACACUGAUAAGCAAAUAGCAGACAUUAGGUAUGUAUGAUGCUAAUAAUUCCUGCCCCAAAGAAGGCCAUACGAGUGGAUAACCUGAUGUUCUAGAUCAGGCACCCCCAAACUGCGGCCCUCCAGAUGUUUUGGCCUACAACUCCCAUGAUCCCUAGCUAACAGGACCAGUGGUCAGGGAUGAUGGGAAUUGUAGUCCAAAACAUCUGGAGGGCCGCAGUUUGGGGGUGCCUGUUCUAGAUCUUUAGUUUUAGGAGGCAUCAAGCUGUUAGAACCAUCACUUUUUGCUAGAUUGAUCCACCAUCUUGCACUGUAUCCUCAUAGCAAUCUUUUAUGGCUGGGGAACCUGCAGCCCUCUUGAUAUUGCCAGACUUCACCCCCGGUCAGCGUGGCCAAUGAUCAUUGGAGCUGUAGUCUAUCAACAACUGGAGGGCCAUAAAGAAGUGCUGUGUCCCUAUUCUAAAAUUAGGGUCAGGAUGUAUUGGGGUGUUCGUGUGUGUGCAAUUGAAAUGUAAAAUCAGCUUAUUGAUGCUUGCUUUGAAAGAGAUCGGUUUUACAUGCUUCCAAUCUUUUAAAACAAUGAAGAUGGGACUGUCUUAUUUAGCUGCUUCCACGCUGUGUCCCGUAAUGCAAUCAUCUGGAAGUGUAAUUAAAAUGGCGGUUCUGCAAAUGGAGUUGUUUUCCUCCAUCCUGCCAAUACCAUCCCUGUCUGCACUACACAUUCGGGGUGCAGCUCUUGUGGGCCUAUGCAAAGAAUCCCAGCAGAGCAGAACCCCCUUUUUGUUCUUGUAAAGACGAGUGCAAAUGCGCCGAAUAUUAUCUGUGCGGUUGUUACAUGUUGUUUUUUUUAAUUUUUAUUUUAAGUAGUAGCAAACCAGGCAGAAUCACAACCCGGGAACUCGAUUGCGAUAGGGGUUUUUACCCGGCUUAUGUACAGCAGCCCACCUGCAAACCCUCGCUGCCCACAGCCGCAGUUGCCAGCUGCUGCAUUGCAAAGCUAAGAUAAAACGGCAGCGGUUGGCCGCCCUUGCGAGAAAAGUUUGUCGUUUUUAUGCACGGUUGCGCUUUAAUGUGGUCAUCAUAAUAAAACUUCCUUGCGUGUU